Messenger RNA from Cynoglossus semilaevis (tongue sole), 3016 nucleotides. RefSeq names its product centrosomal protein 83 (gene cep83). Gene Ontology annotation, biological process: cilium assembly; establishment of centrosome localization. Bases 246 to 2432 code for a protein of 728 amino acids. Lineage: Eukaryota; Metazoa; Chordata; Actinopteri; Pleuronectiformes; Cynoglossidae. The record is from RefSeq and is a predicted model, not a curated record. The transcript has 17 exons. Gene Ontology annotation, cellular component: Golgi apparatus; centriole; centrosome.
AAAUGUAGUUACUUGUGUAAUAAGGCGCUAUUAGUCUUUAAGAAACUUAAUAGAAAAUGUGGUUACCUUUUUAAAUGCAGGCGGUAAUAACGCGAACUUUAAUAGUGACUGUGUGUCGGUUUGAAUUAAAUUAUUGAGCAGAGAAAACAUUAAGUCGGUACUGUCCGAUAACGGACACACCACAACAGCUAACUGGCAAGUUAUCGUAUCAACUAGCGGGACACAGAGCGGGAGGUUUGAAAAAAAUGUCACCAACACAACACGGUGAGAUGACCUCGUCCACCCCCGGCCAGAUGGCGGAUCUCAUCCCGAACUUGCCGCCUGGGAUGGGAAGGUCGGCAGCUUUGUUGGGGCUAUCUGCCGGGCUGGGGGGAGCAGAGAUGGAGCUGCAAAAAAUGCUCAUAGACGAGAGGAUGAAAUGUGAAAACCACAGGACCAACUACGAGACACUCAAGGCUGAACACAAAUGUCUUCAGGAGGAGUUCACGCAGUCGCAGUUAGAACUGAAGCGUGUGCUGGGCGACAAGCAGGCUCACCAGGAGAAAGUUCAGCUGGUGGUGGCUGAGCUACAAGGGGAGCUGCUGGACAAAACCAGGGAGUUGGAGGAGCUUCGACUGCAGGUGAUGACGCCCCAGCGGUUGGAGUUGCUCCGAGCUAAUGUGCAGCAGGACAUGGAGGCUCCCUUCAGAGAGAGGUUCAGCAAGCUUGAGGAGGAAGCAGAGAAGUACAGGUCUGAGUACAACAAGCUGCGGUAUGAGUACACUUUGCUCAAGUCCCAGUUUGACCACCAGAGGGAGGAACAUGGUCGAAUCCUGGAGGAGAGGAAGAUUCACUAUGAGGCACAGUUGUCUCGCCUGGGGAAGGAUCUGGAGGAACUGGUGGCUCACUACCAGGGCUCCGACCCGCUGCGUGACGGAAAACGUGUGGAGGCUCUACUCAGGGAGAAGGCACAGCUACACCAGCGAAUAAAGGGCCUCGAGGCAGAGGUGGCAGAGCUUCAAGCCCAAAAAGACAACUCGGGUCAACAGGCGGAAAACGUACAUCGCAUCCAGAUCAGACAGAUUUCCGAGUCCCAGGCUGCGGUGAAGUCACUGGAGGCGGAGCGGCAGUCGUUGCGUCUGCAGCUGGAGCGAAUGGAGCGUGAGCUUCACCAGAGCCACGAGCAAGUCAGCCAGCUGACAGGGCGACUGCACAAGGCUGAGAGAGAGGUCAACUCCCUCACAUGUGAGAUUGAAAGCCUGAAACAUUCUCACAAACUGGAGACUGCAAACGUCAAACUGGAGUGUACCCGCUCCAAGGGGGAGGUGGAGAGGGAGAAAGAUGCACUGCAGGGGCAGUUAGAUGGACUGCAGGCAGAUGUGGAGGUGCUGAAAGACACAGUGGAGCGACACAAGGCGGCGUUGGUGGAGAAGGAGAGGGAGCUGGUGAGGAAGGUGCAGUUGGCGCAUGAGGAGGAGUUCCACAAAAUUGCAGCACUCCAUGAAGAAAAGCUGGAGUUGGAGAGCCGCCUUGCCGCGCUGGAGCAGCAGAGGGCGCUGCAGGAUGCGGCAGAUCAUGCCCAGAAGGCAGAAUGGGAAGCGCGUGUCCAUAGUGCCCAGCAGGGGGAGGAAUCGAGCCGUAGAGAAGUGCAGAUGCUGAGAACCAAACUUCAACAACAAAGCUCACAGCUGGAGGAGCUGGAGAGACAGAGGGCAGAGGUCACGGAGCUGCAGCAGAAGAACCAGGAGCUCGGUGUCCAGCUGGGGGCGCUGUCUCACUCUGAGAGUCAAAUGAUGGAGGCUAACCAGCGGCUCAAGGAAACACUGGACAGAGUGAGGGACGAGCUGAGGAUUACUCGAUCCCAGGCGGAGAGGAGCCAACAGGAGGCGGAGAGGAUGUCGGAGGAUCGGCAGGUCGAGUGGUUGGAAGAGAAGCACAAACUUCAGGGGCAGAUGACCGACCUGAGGCAGAAAUACAGCGGCGUCAAGGAGAAGCUGCAGAGGGCAGCAGCAGCUCAGAAGAAGAGAAAAACACAGACGGAGAACAAGGAGAAGAGACUUCAGGAUAAGAUCCAGCUGCUUCAGGCAAAGGUUGAAGAACUAGAGCUGGAAACUGCUGCAGCCAAAAAAUUUUCUUCUUUCUCAGAAGAACAAGCCCAACUCAGCAGACGCUUCAAGGAGCUGCAACGAAGACACAGCGAGUUCCGGCGCCUCCUGUUGGACGGACAGGUUUCAUUCAGCGGUGCCGUUUUACAUACAUCGACACCAAACACGUUCCGACACCUCGCCACUGAAGGAGCGAUGUCCAACAUUCCAGAGGAACAGAAUCAGAAUCAGAUGGCGUUACUGCGUCAGCGGCUCGAAGAGCUGGAGAAUACUCAGCAGCAACAGCUGGAGGAACUGGGAUCUUUGGUGCAAAGAGAACGAGAGUCCGCGCUAAGUACUGGGUCCUGACAGUACUGCACUCUGGACUAUGUUUCUCUGAGAGACUGAGCCGAAAUACUUUGGGUUUGUACUUGCUUUACCUGUACGUCAGAAGGGCCACAGGUCACAGGAGCCACAGGUCAGGUAUUCAUCAACGUGUUGUUGCCAAAAUGAGUUUGCACUCUGCUGUGAAUGAAUUUAGAAAUAAUAAAAAAAAACAAUUAUAAAGAUUGAUUCCAUCUAAAGUCAAACUUUACUCCACUACUGCACAUAAAUAUUUCCAUUCAAAUAUUAGCUCCAUUGUUUUUAGAGAGUAGCUCAUUUUUUUCCUGGCAUGUUUACAUAAAAAUGAACAAUACGUGUUGUCGCAGUCGAUAGCAGUUACAAACGUUGAGCGUACACGUGUGCUGUGGGUUUUAAAUGCCGCAGCACCUUUUGUGUCGUCGUCUACAUCCUCAGGGCGCGGUGGUUUUUCUAAUUCUUCUCUUCAGUGUUUGCUUUUUAAGCCACUCUUCUAUAAACACUUUAAAAACUUUUUUUUUGCACAGACAUACUCUGUAGUGUAUAGUAUCAUGUUUUUACUUGAAAUAAACUACAGUCGGUAGUAAACCCGU